AUGUCAAUUGUACCAAACUCGUCGAAACGAUCAGACCCAUUGAGACAUUCAAUUCAAUCGGAGGAAGUUACUGAACCGAUAGCACUUGUACCAAACAGAUUGGGAUAUUCAAUUGGACCUUAUCAUCCACGACUAGUUGGCAUUGAUAUUACAGGCCAUGCCAGUCUCAUUAUCAAGAAAGCCUUCUUGCACAAUAGGAAAGGAUCACUCAGUGCGCUUGGAGUUCCUUUGGACGUUCUUUGUACACAAUCCAAGGACUACAUUGAAAAGGUCAAUCGCGAAAGAUGCCGGAUUGGUUUAGAAAUUAUCAGUGUAUGGCUCUGGGAACAUUGGAACGCACAAAACGACUACAUAAAUUUGCCGGAGUUCCUUGUAUUUCUGAAAGCAUCAGACGAUAAAAUGACGUUGGAGGAAGCCUAUGAAGCCGCAAUACAUUCCAUGAGACAAAAAAGGCUGCCAUAUUCGCACAAAGCUUUCUUCGAAUCAAAUUAUACCAUAGAAGCAGAACCAGGAGAUUAG
Molecule: messenger RNA, 519 nt
Organism: Botrytis fragariae
Lineage: Eukaryota; Fungi; Ascomycota; Leotiomycetes; Helotiales; Sclerotiniaceae
Exons: 2
Coding region: 1-519 (172 amino acids)
Source: RefSeq, a predicted model, not a curated record